Molecule: messenger RNA, 1011 nt
Organism: Dovyalis caffra
Lineage: Eukaryota; Viridiplantae; Streptophyta; Magnoliopsida; Malpighiales; Salicaceae
Source: the annotation of a GenBank genome assembly
AUGGAUCCAGCUUCAUGUAACCUUACUUCUGUCAAUGGCUUCUACAACUUGCUUACGCGAGAACUUGAUGAACUUGAUCAGAGUUUCCUAUCUCACAACUUCAUCUCUAUUCAAUUCCUUUCGAAAGUUCUAUCCUCUCUCCAAUCUAUCCACUCCCAGUUAACCACUCUGGUUCAAAAGCUUCACCUUCCUGUAGGAGAAAAGUGGCUUGACGAGUACAUGGAUGAAAGCUCCAGGCUCUGGGAAGCUUGUCAUAUACUCAAAUCAGGUGUUUCAGGAAUGGAAAAUUAUCACUCCUCCGGAGCCAAUAUAGCUUCGUCUCUCGAUGGUAAUCAUCACCAUUUGAAUGCACAAGUUUCACGUCAGGUCAUUCGUGCAAUCAUGGGAUGUCAAAGGGAGAUUAUGGGGUUGGAAGAGAAUAAUAAGAGCUUGAUAGAAACAAGAGUUGAAGCAUUAUCACUGCAGUUUGAUUUAGGAAACAGUAACCAUGUUGUAAUGAUUGAUCAAUCGAGCUGGUGCAACGCAUUCAAUGGAUUUCGAGGGGUUCUAUACGCAACGAAGAAUGUUAACUCGUUCCUUCUAAUGAUCUUGUUUUCUGGGCUAGUAUAUUGCUGGCCAGCUUCUUGGCAAGGAGCAGCUGAUCCGCAUGACAGGCACAUGAUAUUUGGUUCAUCCUUUAUGGUUUCAAUAGCAAGAUUGCAGCAAAGAGUGGCAAAUGAGAUGGAACAAAUUGGUUCUGGACAAUCAGCUUCAGCUGGCAUCAUACUUUACGAGUUUAAGCAAGCGAAAAUGGCAAUGGAAGAGCUCAAAGUAGAGAUGGAGAGUGCUGUUGUGGAUCAGCAUGAAUUAGAGAUUGACAUCCAGGACAAGGUCGAUAGCUUGAAGAGUUGCUUUGGGUUGUUGAGAUGUGGGGUUGAGACUAUAAUUGGACAAAUUGAUGAUUUCUUUGAUGAAAUAGUCGAAGGGAGAAAGAAGCUUUUGGGCAUGUGCUCUCAUCAGUCUCAUAGGUAG